AUGUCAUACAACAAGCCGGACGGCCCUCCUCCUUCAUAUCCUGCGCCCGUUCAUGACGCUGGCCCAUACGGCCACCCCGGCUCACCUCCUCCUCCGAGUGGCGCGAACCAAGACUACUACAACCAACAAGGCGGCUACUACCCUCCCCAGAACUACGGCCCCCCUCCCCAGCAAGGAUAUGGCGGUUACGGCUCGCCCCCUCCCCCGGGUCAACCUAUGUACUAUCCUCCGCAAGGAUACCCGCAACCGCAGCAGCAAGGUUACUAUGCGGGUGACCGGGGAGGGCCUUCAGCAGGCGGUGGCAUUUGUGCCGGUAUCAUGGCCGCUCUUGCAUGCUGUUGCUGCUUAGAUAUUCUGUUCUAA
Molecule: messenger RNA, 363 nt
Organism: Aspergillus pseudoviridinutans
Lineage: Eukaryota; Fungi; Ascomycota; Eurotiomycetes; Eurotiales; Aspergillaceae
Exons: 2
Coding region: 1-363 (120 amino acids)
Source: RefSeq, a predicted model, not a curated record